AUAUUAUUUUGCAUAAGCCAAAUAUUUAUCAGUUGAAAAAUUUAAUUUUCAUAAAAAAAAUUAUUGAAUUAAAAUUUUAGAUUCCACAGCAGUCAUAUGGAUGCGUUCGUUUGCUUGCAACCGUUCUCUAUCCCUCUGCACACCCCUAGAUAGAAUAGAUUGUUUCCAGGAGUUUUUAUCAUAGCAAGCAUAGAUAAAAGAGCAACAUAUCAUUACUAAGUGUAGUGGUAAUGCAUUCUUUGUCAUUAUUAUUUGACUUUAUAAAGCAGAGAUAGAGAUUAAAUAUUUUUUAAGCUACUCCAAAAAAGAGAAAAAAAUGAACAGUGAAAAGAGAGAAUUUGUUUUUACGUGGAGAAUCGAAAAUGUUUCGUUCGGAGAGAGAAGAUACAUAGGAUGUCCAGAAUUCCAGGCAGAAUGUCUAGGCCAAACACGGUGGAAAGUAGAUGUUUGCCCCAUAGGAUAUCAGAACGAGUCUUCUUGUAGACUAAUUUGGUUUAAUGCCAAAAAUGAAACAUCUAAUACUUUGGAGUUAUAUGAUAUAUCUAAAAGCAAAAGUGUUGGAAAAGAUGUUAUAGGUCACCGAUUUGAAUUACAUGACAUCAAUGGUGUGCUUUUUCGUUCCUCUGACAUUCAGACUUUUAUAGAUGAAGGGUAUUGUUAUAAAUAUAUAUAUUUCAAAGAUAUAGGUUUAGAGAGAGAUCUGAAAGAUUUACCAGAAGAUAUUAUAAUAGUUCGUUGCGUUUUAAUGAGAAUGAAAGUUGAUAGCUCCAGUGAGAAUUUCAACAGUUGUCUUGAAAAUCAAAGAGCUGACGAAGCGAAGUCUGAUUGUGAAUGCAACACCAUUCACGGAGUCGAUACUUUUACUUGCACGUAUAAAGAUUUACGAGCUUUGAAAGGAGAAAAGGUUGUACCGACGCCUACAAGAUUCUGUAUUAAUUUCUCGGUGAAUGAGAAGGGAGAAGUGUAUGUUUCAUUCUACACAAAAAGAGCCCAGGAUGUAAUUUAUGUAUCUUUCAAAAUAUCUUUAAUUUGUCCAGAUGGUGCAGUAGCAAAGGUUUUGCUGGAUACUCCCACACAAUAUCUCGAAUCGGUUGGACGUGAUAGGUUCUGUAUAGGAAGAAUGGAUGACAAAUAUUAUUUAAAAUGUGAGACAAAAUCUUCAAAUUCAGUUCGAUUCGAUACAGUAAGCUAUUCACCUGCUUGCAUAUUAAAUGCAACUGAGAGUUCGGCUCACUCCAGCGAAAAUAAUGAAAUUCUAGCCAAUACAGCUGAAGCCCUUAAUCCAGAAGGAAUUUCAAUCUCAACGCAAACUGAAGAAAGCAAUGUAGACUUCAAAUCGCAAGAAUUAAUGAAAUUUGUUCAUUUGCCAUUGCAAGAUGACUUAUGCAAAUUGUUAAAGAAUGAAACAUUUACUGAUGUGACAUUGAAGUCAGAAAAUGUAAUUAUGCCAGCCCAUAAAGCUCUUCUGGCAGCACGAUCACCCGUUUUUUCAGCCAUGUUUCAUCAAGAUAUGCUGGAGAGUCAAUCAGGUACUAUUUAUUUAUCAGAUGUUGAUGUAGAGACACUUAAAUUGUUUUUAGAAUACAUUUACACAGACACCGUUGAAAUGAAGAGCCAUGAAAAUGUCAUCAAACUGAUGAUAAUUGCUGAUAAGUAUCAAGUUAUACCGCUUAAAGAGGGAUGUUCUGCUUACUUGAAGACCAUCUUGUCUGAUGAAAAUGUGUGCGAUGUAAUUGCUGUUGCCGAUAUGGUUAAUCAAGAAGAUUUAAAGUUGUGCGCUAUGGCGUAUAUCAAAGCUAAUGUUUCGAAAAUCCUAUCUACUUCAAAGUGGAAAAAAUGGUUGAGGCAGAAUUUAGAAUUGGCUGCUGAUAUUGUAGCAGAAGUGUCUUCCUGAUUAGUAAAUACAGAUCGUAAAGAGUAUAUCCAGAUAAUCUACUUGUUUUAGGUUUGAAGAAAUAAAACGGGGAGGUUUUGUUCCAGCAGAUGUGAAAAUAUGAAUGAAGAAUUUGUUAGAAAUUAUGUUUCGCAGAAAUUUGUUUCCUCAAUUCAAAUAUAAAUUACGUUAAAAUUUCAUUAAAAUGUAUUAAAUGUAUUAAAAUUUUAUUUAAAUCAUUAAAUUUUUAUGUUUUCGUUUUUAAGAUCAAGGAA
This is a messenger RNA of Parasteatoda tepidariorum (common house spider), 2148 nucleotides long. NCBI's taxonomy places the organism in Eukaryota, Metazoa, Arthropoda, Arachnida, Araneae, Theridiidae. The record is from RefSeq and is a predicted model, not a curated record.